GGCCCUGAGCCGGACUGGGGCGGAGCCGCAGGAGCUCUAGGUGUUGCAGCUAGGUCACGACAGGUGCGCGAGGCAGAACGCCUGGGACCCGUGGCAGGGCAGGUAGCAUCGCAGAGAAAAGACGGCACUUAACCAGGUAUUUCAGUAUCUAUAGACAAGAUGGAAUCAACUCCAUUUAAUAGACAGCAAUGGACUUCACUGUCAUUGAGGGUAACAGCCAAAGAACUUUCUCUUGUCAACAAGAACAAGUCAUCGGCUAUCGUAGAAAUAUUCUCCAAGUACCAGAAAGCAGCUGAAGAAGCAAACACAGAGAAAAGGAGAAAUAACACUGAAAAUCUCCCCCAGCACUUUAGAAGGGGGAUCCUGACUGUGUUAAAGAAGAAGUGGGAGAACCCGGUGCUAGGAGCCGAGUCUCUCUCAGACUCCCUGCAAAACAGCAGCACUGAGGUCAGGCACAGAGGCGACCAUCCUCCCUCUGAAGUGGUAAGCAACUCUGCCUCUGGGACCGCAGCUAACCGAGAGGAACGAGUCCACCCCAGACCUAGACUUGGAUCACCUCCUGAAGCCCUUAUUCAGUAUCCGUAUCCCUGCAUCGAGGACAGUGAGCAUCUUAAAGACCACUCAACAGGAAGUAAAAACAUGGAAAAUUGUCUAGGAGAAUCCAGGCAUGAAGUAGGAAAACCUGAAAUCAGUGAAAACACAGAAGCUGCAAACAAAAUAGAGAAAUACAAUGUUCCGCUGAACAGGCUUAAGAUGAUGUUUGAGAAAGGCGAACCGACUCAAACCAAGAUUCAUCGGGCCCAGAGCCGAAGUGCAGGUGGAAGGAAGAUCUCUGAAAACAGCUAUUCUCUGGAUGAUUUGGAAAUAGGUCCAGGUCAGUUGUCACCUGCAUUCAACUCGGAGAAAAGCGAGACUAGGCGAAAUCUGGAGAUCCCACGCCUAUCAGAAACCUCCAUAAAGGAUCGAAUGGCCAAGUACCAGGCAGCUGUGUCCAAACAAAGCAGUUCCACCAACUAUACAAAUGAACUGAGAGCCAAUGGCGGUGAAAUCAAAACUCAUAAAUUGGAGCAAAAGGAGAAUGUGCCUCCAGGUCCCGAGGUCUGCAUCGUCCAUCAGGAUGGAGAAAAGAUUUCUGCAACCGAGAAUAGCCUGGCAGUCCGUUCCACCCUUGCUGAAGAUGACUCCCGUAAACAUUUGCUCUUAGAUCUGGAGGGUAACUCCCAGGUUAAGAAUGAGGUCCAGCAGCCUAUCCAUCCCAAGUCACUAAGUCCAGAUGCCAGAGCCUCCAGCCUUUCUGAAAGUUCUCCUCCCAAAGCGGUGAAGAAGUUUCAGGUACCUGCAAGAGAGACCUGUGUGGAAUGUCAGAAGACAGUCUACCCGAUGGAGCGUCUAUUGGCCAAUCAGCAGGUGUUUCACAUCAGCUGCUUCCGUUGCUCCUACUGCAACAACAAGCUUAGUCUAGGAACAUAUGCAUCAUUACAUGGGAGAAUCUAUUGCAAGCCUCAUUUCAAUCAGCUCUUUAAAUCAAAAGGUAACUACGAUGAAGGCUUUGGGCACAGACCACACAAGGAUCUAUGGUCAAGCAAAAAUGAAAAUGAAGAGAUAUUGGAGAGACCAGCCCAGCUUCCAAAUCCAGGGGAGACUCCUCAGAGCCCAGGGGUAGAAGAUGCACCCAUUGCUAAGGUGGGUGUGCUGACCGCAAGUAUGGAAGCCAAGGCUUCCUCUCAGCCAGAAAAAGAAGAAAAGCCAGCUGAAACCAAGAAGUUGAGGAUAGCGUGGCCGCCCCCCACUGAACUUGGCAGUUCAGGAAGUACAUUGGAGGAAGGGAUCAAAGUAUCCAAGCCCAAAUGGCCCCCUGAGGAUGAAAUCAGCAAGCCUGAAGUUCCAGAGGACGUAGAUCUGGAUCUGAAGAAGCUAAGACGAUCUUCUUCACUGAAGGAAAGAAGCCGCCCCUUCACUGUAGCAGCUUCAUUUCGAACCACUUCAGUCAAGAGCCCAAAAACCUUGUCCCCACCUUUCAGGAAAGGCUGGAGCAUUUCGGAGCAGAGUGAGGAGUUUGUAGGAGAAAUAGCAGCAGGAAGGAAGCAUGAGGAAAAUGCCAACAACUCUGAGAAGAAUGGGAGUGUGGGGAAAAUAACCUGGCAAAAUAAGGACUCUAAAGGAGGGGAGGCAGGUUGGAGAAAUAAGGAAAUUCGUGGUUUUGAGAUGGAGAGUGAGAAUCUUGUAGAAAAUGGGGCAAACUUAGAUAAAGAUGAUAGAGACCUUUCCAAACAGCAGUCUCCACUAGAACCCAAGUCUCCAAAUUGGUCCAGCUUUGCAGACAAUACAUCUACUGAAGAAUUCACUGCUCAGAAUCAAAAAUCCCAAGAUAUGGGAGUCUGGGAGGGAGAUGUAGUCAAAGAGCUGUCUGUAGAGGAACAGAUAAAGAGAAAUCGGUAUUACGAUGAAGAUGAGGAUGAGGAAUGACAAAUUACAAUGGUGCUAGGCCUUAACAUUUGUGUUAGUGUUAGUGAGCCACUGCCCUGUAUCAGAGUGAUGCACGUAAACAGUUGUCUUAGCAUGAA
Pteropus alecto (black flying fox) is the source of this 2564-nucleotide messenger RNA. It is a transcript of the gene LIMA1, whose product is annotated as LIM domain and actin binding 1. Gene Ontology annotation, biological process: actin filament bundle assembly. Gene Ontology annotation, molecular function: actin filament binding. The record is from RefSeq and is a predicted model, not a curated record. The transcript is spliced from 11 exons. Lineage: Eukaryota; Metazoa; Chordata; Mammalia; Chiroptera; Pteropodidae. Gene Ontology annotation, cellular component: plasma membrane; actin cytoskeleton. The coding region runs from base 160 to 2466 and encodes 768 amino acids.